CAGUUUGACCGAGAGGAUAAAUGGAGCAAAAGCUAGAUCUUAUGGAUCAAGAAACAUUCUGCUGUUCUAUCUGUCUGGAUCUACUGAAGGAUCCAGUGACUACUUCCUGUGGACACAGUUACUGUAUGAACUGCAUCAAAAGACAUUGGGAUGAAGAGGAUAAGAAACUAAUCCACAGCUGCCCUCAGUGCAGAAAAACUUUUAUACCGAGGCCUGUCCUCCAGAAGAACACCAUGUUAGCUGAUUUGUUAGAAGAGCUGAAGAAGACUGGACUCCAAGCUGCUCCUGCUGAUCACUGCUAUGCUGGACCUGAAGAUGUGGGCUGUGAUUUCUGCACUGGAAGAAAACUGAAAGCCAUCAAGUCCUGUUUAGUCUGUCUGGCCUCUUAUUGUGAGAAACAUCUUCAGCCUCAUUAUGAUUCAGCUACAUUUAAGAAACACAAGCUGGUGGAGCCCUCCAAGAACCUCCAGGAGAACAUCUGCUCUCGUCAUGAUGAGGUGAUGAAGAUGUUCUGUCGUACUGAUCAGAAGUGUAUCUGUAGUCUCUGUUUAAUGGAUGAACAUAAAGGUCACGACACAGUCUCAGCUGCAGCAGAAAGGACUGAGAGGCAGAGAGAGCUGGAGGUGAGACGAGAAGAAAUCCAGCAGAGAAUCCAGGACAGAGAGAAAGAUAUGAAGCUGCUUCAACAGGAGGUGGAGGCCAUCAAUCACUCUGCUGAUAAAACAGUGGAGGACAGUGAGAAGAUCUUCACUGAGCUGAUCCGUCUCAUCCAGAAAAGAAGCUCUGAUGUGAAGCAGCAGAUCAGAUCCCAGCAGGAAACUGAAGUGAGUCCAGUCAAAGAGCUUCAGGAGAAGCUGGAGCAGGAGAUCACUGAGCUGAAGAGGAAAGACGCUGAGCUGAAGCAGCUCUCAAACACAGAAGAUCACAACCAGUUUCUCCACAACUACCCCUCACUGUCAGCACUCAGUGAGUCUACACACUCAUCCAGCAUCAAUAUCCGUCCUCUGAGAUACUUUGAGGAUGUGACAGCAGCUGUGUCAGAGCUCAGAGAUAAACUACAGGACAUCCUGAGAGACACAUGGACAAACAUCUCACUGACCCUCACUGAGGUGGAGGUUUUACAGUCAGAACCAGAACCAAAGAGCAGAGCUGGAUUCUUAAAAUAUUCAUGUGAAAUCACACUGGAUCCAAACACAGCAAAUAGUUAUCUGUUACUAACAGAGGGGAAGAAAAAGGCAACAGUGAUGGAUCAACAUCAGUCUUAUUUUAGUCACUCAAACAGAUUCACUGAAUAUGCUCAGGUUCUGAGUAGAGAGAGUCUGACUGGACGUUGUUACUGGGAGGUGGAGAGGAGAGGGAGAGUUUAUGUAGCAGUCGCAUACAAGAACAUCAGGAGAGGAGGAGAUGAAAGUAUAUUUGGAUGUAAUGACAAAUCUUGGGCUUUAGACUUCUACCAAAACAGUUAUAUAUUCUGGUACAACAACAUCUGGACCUCCAUCUCAGGUCCUGGUUCCUCCAGAGUAGGAGUGUACCUGGAUCACAGAGCAGGUCUUCUGUCCUUCUACAGCGUCUCUGAAACCAUGACUCUCCUCCACAGAGUCCAGACCACAUUCACUCAGCCGCUAUAUGCUGGACUUUGCAUUGGUUUUAAUACUGGAGACUCAGCUGAAUUAUGUAAACUUUAAUAAACCAAAAUCAGUUAUUGUUCCAUUAGUUGUUUUUGGGUUGUUUUUUUUGGCAAACAAUUUUUGUAUCAUUAUUUCAUGUCUAUUUCAAGCCUAUAUCAACAGCGCUUUCUGUUUUGUAUAGUUUAAUUUAAUGUCUCAAUAUUCUUCGCUGAAACUGCAGAUGAUAAAAAGAACAAAAGAAUAACAAGAAUAAUCAAAUGAUUCCCAGGUUGAAGAAGUGAAACCAGUUCUUUGAUCACCUUCUUGUUUGAACACAUUUUGUUGAGUCCUGACUCACAGGAGACAACAAAUAUUGUCUCAUUGUGGACUUGAGCUGAUUUCAUGUCUUGUUGAUUUUUAGGAGGAGAAACUUCACAAUAAAGCUGUCAUGUUGCUUCACUGUUUAGCUCUGUAAGUGAUGGUUGUAAUGAUUGAACCCAGAUUUGCUUUAUACUUCUUGGAACUGGUUUUUGAUAUAAUCUCUAAUUGUCAAGUUUUUUUUUCCACCCUCAUGUGUUCUGGUCAGUCUUUGGCCCUGUCCCAACACCUACACUACACCAUAUGCCUCUCUGUGAAGUGUGUAAUUUGUAAAAGUGCACAUAGGGGUUGAAGUGCCCAGGUUACAAGCGAACAACAUUGGAGAAUUGGGACAGUAGGUGUUACGUAAUUGACCCUUCACCUCUGCGCCAAAACUGCAACCUCAAAAAUGGCGGGACCCGUCGCUGUUUAUGGAGUCUUGCUGCUAAAAAUUAAAACUGCACCAGGCAAUUGUUUUGAGGAGAAGAAAGCUCAGGAAUGAGGAAGGAGGCCUAUACACCCAACUCUUCCAGCGGCGCCAGUGUCCGUUCAAAAGGUAAUUUCAUUGUUUUGGGCCUUGGACUGUCCAGAAUCACCCUGAAGCCAGUGGCGUCUUACAAUGUUGAGCCUGGCAAACCAGUAAAAAUAUAAAGGCGCUGUUUUCACAGUCUUGCUGCUAAAAAAACUAUUUAAAACUGUAACAAGUCUCAGGAGAGGGGUGGAACAGUGCCACCUACUGGAAGAUUGUGUUGUUACAUCACAUGUUUUUGAUGUAGUUAUUGUAACAUGCAACAGGUUCAUCUGCACUUGUAAAGAAAUGCAAUUACAUUAUUUGUAUGUGGUUUCUAACACAGUUUGUUUUCAAUAAUAAAAAUGUAUUCUUGUA
This is a messenger RNA of Girardinichthys multiradiatus, 2850 nucleotides long. RefSeq names its product tripartite motif-containing protein 16-like. Lineage: Eukaryota; Metazoa; Chordata; Actinopteri; Cyprinodontiformes; Goodeidae. The coding region runs from base 21 to 1685 and encodes 554 amino acids. The transcript has a single exon. Gene Ontology annotation, molecular function: zinc ion binding; protein binding. The record is from RefSeq and is a predicted model, not a curated record.